AUGAUUCUCUCAUUGGUUGUGGCUGUUGUGCAAAUUUAUACAUUAUCCUAUUUCAGAAGAUUUGAGAAUACUAUCCAUUUUGCAAGUACACUUUGCUCAGUUGGUGCUAGCAUUGGAGUGUUGGUAUCAUCAUUGGUGAAUUCUAAAAUGGAAGACAUGAUGGGAAUUGCAAUGUUUUUCGGAAUAGUUCUUGGAUUGUCACUUAUCUUCUCCAUUAUUGGUGUAUUGAUUGGAGAAAUUUACACUAGAUCAAUCAUGAGAAGAAUACGGUCAAUAAUGAAAUCUCCAUCUGCUGUUGUUGGCCAUAUGGCUAGUAGGAAUUCCUAUUCUCGACAAGACUCUUAUUCUACAGAGAAAGAAUCGGCCGAAAUCUAUCUUUCAUUAGAAAAUUCUCUAAGACAACUGAAAUUGUUUUUGAGAUUUUGCUCUUCCGCACAAGAUAUUGAAUUGGUGGUUUCAUUUAUUAAGGGAAUUUCCACAAAGAAACAGUUUAAUGAUCCCAAGUUGAUAACAACUUCAGCCAUAAUGAUCGGACACAGAUGGAAUGAUACAAAUAGGUAUAAUUUUUCAGUUUAUCUAUUAAAGAAAGCCUCUCGUUUAGGAGGAAAUUAUUGGGAAACUCUCAAUAUGCAUUAUAGAGUGAAACAAUUUGAAAGAGAUCAAAGUAAUUUGUCAUUUCAAGGUCGGUACACAUUAGAGAUUAAGAAUGCAAUUUCUAUUCUUGAAAAGAAACAAGAGGAGCUCAAAAUUGCUCAUAAAGCAUUCUGGAAAGAGCUUACUAUUGAAAGGCCAAAUACAUCAAAGCUAGCCAAUUUAAACUCUCUUUCAGCAAAAUUAACUAGGCAUUGUGAUGAAAAUUUCGGAAUCUUGAUGAAGAAUUUCCCACAUGAUAAAACUGUUAUACGGCACUAUGCUAAAUAUGUGGAAUCCAUCAAGUUGGACAAAAACUUAUCAAGUCAACUGUUUGAAGAAGCGACAGUUCUAGAAGAUAAGGAAUCAAAUCAUUACAAACAACCAAACUUGAAACGAAAUUUAAGGUCAAGUUUGAGAAUCUACCCUGUUGAUAGAAAGGCCUUCAGAGAAGAUGAUGAUGAAAUUCUCACAAACAAACAAGAUUUUGAAGGAAUAGAAAAUCUCUCAGAGAACAAAAAGGAAGAAGCUUUGCGAAAUGCUCUCAGCUCUCCUUACCAAUCCAAAAUAAGAACAAUUGCUUAUGCUUUCAUGUUCUCCUUAUGUAUUGCUACGGUGGUUGUUUGUUUUGCAUUAACUAAUUAUUAUCAAACAUUAUUAUCAAAAUAUCCUCUUAUUAAGGAUUCAUGUUAUAUCCAGAGUACUUAUGGUGGUUUAUUUAGAAAUUUGAGAAUGGCUCAGAUAGUUUGGGAGUUUUAUGAUGAUUUAAAAACUCCAUUUCCAUUGGUUAAUACAACAGAAUACGAUAAUAUACAAUUGUUCAACAGCACCUUUAUGGAAAAGAUUGAACUAAAGAGAGAAGCGUUAAGAAAGUUGGAGGAGAACUCCAAUUCAGGCGUAUUUACACCUGGAAUGUUUACUGAUUUUACAAUAGAAGAUAAGCUUAUCAAUAUUCCACUCCCUAACGAUACAGGAAUAAGGAAAGAGUUUACUAACAUUUUUAAAAGAUAUGCUUCUUCAAGAGAAGUAAACUCCGUCAUUUUGGAACACAUUGAAAAUUCAGUUAUGAAUGGAAAGAUGAAAUUUUAUGAAGUUGUAACGAGAAGAACAGGAGCUGAUGCUUUCUUAGCAUUUUGUAAAUCGAUGCAAGUUAGCCAAAAGACCUUUAUCGAUGAAACUAGAAAUCUCUUACUCAAUAUUGUUAUUGGCAUUGCCAGUUACAUGGUGAGAGUUUCUAAUAGAAUGACUCAAAGAUUGAAUGAAAUAUUUUCAUAUAAGGUACUACCUCUUGGAAAAGCUGUUAAUCAUCCAGCUGUUGUCACUAGUGCACUUGCUGAUCAAUACAGAUUAGAAAAUAGAGAUCACGUGCAAAUAUUACAUUCAAGUUACAAUCAAAUAGUAUAUGGAUCAAAUAAUACUGACAAGCUAAUAGGAAUUUUUGAUGAAAUAGAUGAAAUGUUAAUUGGUUCAAAUUGUAAUACUACUGAGCACAUGAAUAAUUGUACAAGCCUCAUUGAUUUAAUCACGUUUUUCUGUGUUAAAGCUGCAGAAGCCACAGAGAACUUAUUCAAUCCUCUAAAUGCUAAGAAAACCAUUGAAAAAUUUUAUGAUGUUUUGUAUCUUUACAACUUGAAUGACUUUGUUACAACUAGAAUCAAUCACUUUUUAGAUUUGAUAGUAAAAUAUACUGAAAGCCCAAAUAGAACUCUCUCAAUAAUUGUAUUAUGCAUAACUAUAAUUUCUAUGCUAGUACUGGGAUGGUACUUCUAUAGAUGCAUAACAGAGUUUGACAAUGAGAUGACUAUCCUUAGAUCCUUCCUUGCAUAUGUCCCAUCAGAGUGGAUAGAAUCUAAUGAAGAGUUUAAAAACUUUGUAUUUUACAAAACUAUUCCCAUGUGGAAUUUCAAGAAAUCAAAUUCUGCAGUUAAAGGUUCAGAUGCAGUUAGUAAUAUUCUACAAUCAAUGAUUGAUGGAGCUUUCAUAGCAAAUGAAAAAUCAGAAAUCCUAUUAUUCAACAAUGCAGCUCAAAAGAUGUUCUCCAAGAACCCGUCUGAAGUUAUGGGAUUACCUAUGCAACAUUUGUUUGACUCAUCUCAUGAAACUGCGUUGAAACAAUUCAUAGAUAACAGAAACAAGUAUUUGGAAUCACAAGGAGGUGAGCUAUAUGAAGUAGAUUGUGUAAGAAAAAAUCAAACAAGAUUCCCAGCUUCCCUCAAUCUGUUUGUUACCAGGAAUGAGGAUAAAAAGACAAUUAUUGUUGGAUUUUUCAAAGAUAUAACUAUGGAGAAGAAACAGAAUAAUCUUCUCAAUGAAGAAAAGAAGAAUUCAGAUAUAUUACUUAGGAAUAUCCUUCCAGAAGCAGUUGCCAUCAAAUUGAAAUCAGGCGAAACUGAAAUUGCAGAAAAAUUCCAAGAUAUUACUUGUUUCUUUUCGGAUAUCUUUGUAUGUUCAGGAACACAAUAUUCACCAAUGGGAAUGUCUUCCUCCUCCAUGAGAACCAUAACAGGUCAUUCAAAGAGAACUGUGAUGAGAGCAGAAGUGGCAACAACCAUAUAUUUUUGUGUGGGAGGUCUUCAUAAUUAUCCUCAAUCAGAUCACCCAGAACGUUCUCUUCGUUUCUCCAUUGAUACUCUCUCUGUAAUUCACAAAUAUAACGAAGAAAACAAUAAGAAGGUCAAUAUUAGAAUUGGUUUAAAUACUGGAAGUGUUAUUGCUGGAGUUUUGGGUAAGAAAAAGUUUGCUUACGAUUUAUGGGGAGAUACUAUUAAUUUUGCCUCAAGAAUGGAAUCAACUUCAUUACCUGGAAGAAUUCAUAUUUCCAGAUCUACCUAUGAAAGAGUUUAUGAUUUAGGAAUGGAAUUUGAAGAAAGAAUGGUGGAAGUGAAAGGAAAAGGACUAUGUAAAACAUAUCUUUUGAAGGAUAAGUAUCAUGUCAAUCCAAUUGAUACUGAAGUUAUUGAAGCAACAAAGUUUGAUGAGGAAAUGAAUGAAAUCACUGAAGGUACAUCAUUGGUUGGUGAUGGAUUGGUCAGGCAUACAGGUGAAUAA
Molecule: messenger RNA, 3678 nt
Organism: Naegleria gruberi
Lineage: Eukaryota; Heterolobosea; Eutetramitea; Acrasida; Naegleriidae
Exons: 6
Coding region: 1-3678 (1225 amino acids)
Biological process (GO): receptor guanylyl cyclase signaling pathway; intracellular signal transduction; cGMP biosynthetic process
Molecular function (GO): guanylate cyclase activity; peptide receptor activity
Source: RefSeq, a predicted model, not a curated record